AGCCUCUCCAACUACGGAGUCCCAGACGUGCAGUGGAGCCUUGCCGGGGGAAAUGUCAGCUUGGACCAUGGGUGCCCGCGGUCUGGACAAGCGAGGAAGUUUCUUUAAGCUCAUUGACACAAUCGCCUCGGAGAUCGGCGAACUGAAACAGGAGAUGGUGCAGACAGAUGUCAGCCUGGAAAAUGGCCUGGGACCCUCCGAAGCCCACAGCAUGGUAAGACACAAGGACGACGGCUACGCCGAGGAGAAGGAUGUGAAGGCCUGUCCCCGGGACUCGGGCUAUGACAGCCUCUCCAACAGGCUCAGCGUCCUGGACCGGCUCCUCCACACCCACCCCAUCUGGCUGCAGCUGAGCCUGAGCGAGGAGGAGGCUGCUGCAGUCCUGCAGUCACAGCCUCCGGGGAUUUUCCUGGUCCGUAAAUCCACCAAAAUGCAAAAGAAAGUCCUCUCCCUUCGCCUGCCCUGUGAAUUUGGAGCCCCGCUCAAGGAAUUUGCCAUAAAGGAAAGCACAUACACCUUUUCCCUGGAAGGCUCAGGAAUCAGCUUUGCGGAUUUAUUCCGGCUCAUUGCUUUCUACUGCAUCAGCAGGGAUGUCCUGCCAUUUACCUUGAAGUUGCCUUAUGCUGUUUCAACAGCCAAGACUGAGGCUCAGCUUGAAGAACUAGCCCAGCUGGGACUAAAUUUUUGGAGCUCUCCAGCUGACAGCAAACCCCCAAACCCUCCACCUCCCCAUAGGCCUCUCUCCUCCGACGGCGUUGGUCCUGCCUCCCGCCAGCUCUGCCUUAUAAAUGGAGUGCAUUCUAUCAAAACCAGGGCGCCUUCGGAGCUGGACUGCAGCCAGACCAACGGAGCCCUCUGCUUUAUUAAUCCUCUUUUCUUGAAAGUGCACAGCCAGGACCUCAGCGGAGGCCCGAAGCGGCCCUGCACCCGGACUCCCAGCGCGAAUGGCACGGAGAGGCCUCGGUCUCCCCCGCCCAGGCCCCCGCCACCCGCUAUUAAUAGUCUGCACACAAGCCCUCAGCUGCCCAGGAGCGCGGUCCCGGCGAGCAUGCCGGAAACAGCCAGCCAUCACCCACAUGGGAACGUAGCUCUGCUUGGAUCCAGACCAACCCCCGUCCCUCCACCCCGGCUCAAGAAGCAGGCUUCUUUUCUGGAGGCGGAGGGCGGCGCAAAGACCUUGACCGGCGGCCGGCCUCGCCUGGAGCCUGAGGGCCUGGCCCGCAGCGCAGGUGGGGCCCCGGCAGCCCCCGGGGAUUGCACAAGGGCCCGGGCCGCCGCUGCCGCCGCCGCCGCCUCUGCAUCCCCAUCCCAGCCCCCGUGGCGAGGAGGCAGACAGAGGCUGAGUGACAUGAGCAUUUCCACUUCCUCCUCCGACUCGCUGGACCUGGACCGCAGCAUGCCUCUGUUUGGCUACGAGGCGGACACCAACAGCAGCCUGGAGGACUACGACGGGGAGAGCGACCAGGAGACCAUGGCCCCCCCCAUCAAGUCCAAGAAGAAGAGGAACAGCUCCUUCAUGCUGCCCAAGCUCGUCAAGUCCCAGCUGCGCAAGAUGAGCGGGGUGUUCAGCUCCUUCCUGACCCCGGAGAAGCGCAUGGUGCGCCGCAUCGCCGAGCUGGCCCGGGACAAGCGCACCUACUUCGGCUGCCUGGUGCAGGACUACGUGAGCUUCCUGCAGGAGAACAAGGAGUGCCAUGUGUCCAGCACAGACCUGCUGCAGACCAUCCGGCAGUUCAUGACCCAGGUGAAAAACUACUUGUCCCAGAGCUCCGAGCUGGACCCCCCCAUUGAGUCGCUGAUCCCCGAGGACCAAAUAGAUGUGGUGUUGGAAAAAGCCAUGCACAAGUGCAUCCUGAAGCCCCUGAAGGGCCACGUCGAGGCCAUGCUGAAGCACUUCCAUGUGGCUGACGGCUCGUGGAAACAACUCAAGGAGAACCUGCAGCUCGUGCGGCAGAGGAAUCCACAGGAGCUGGGCGUCUUCGCCCCCACCCCUGACUUUGUGGACGUGGAGAAAAUCAAGGUCAAGUUCACAACCAUGCAGAAGAUGUAUUCGCCGGAAAAGAAAGUCAUGCUGCUGCUGAGAGUCUGCAAGCUCAUCUACACUGUCAUGGAGAACAACUCAGGGAGGAUGUAUGGAGCUGACGACUUUUUACCCGUCCUGACCUAUGUCAUAGCUCAGUGUGACAUGCUGGAACUGGACACUGAGAUCGAGUAUAUGAUGGAGCUCCUGGACCCGUCCCUGCUACAUGGAGAAGGAGGCUAUUACUUGACCAGCGCCUACGGAGCACUUUCCCUGAUAAAGAAUUUCCAAGAAGAACAAGCAGCCAGACUGCUCAGCUCAGAGGCCAGGGACACCCUGAGGCAGUGGCACAAGCGGAGGACCACCAACCGGACCAUCCCCUCAGUGGACGACUUCCAGAAUUACCUCCGGGUGGCCUUCCAGGAGGUCAACAGUGGCUGCACAGGAAAGACCCUCCUGGUGAGACCCUACGUCACCACGGAGGACGUGUGUCAGCUCUGUGCUGAGAAGUUCAAGGUGGCCGACCCCGCGGAAUACAGCCUCUUCCUCUUCGUGGACGAAACGUGGCAGCAGCUGGCAGAGGACACAUACCCUCAAAAGAUCAAGGCCGAGCUGCACAGCCGGCCACAGCCCCACAUCUUCCACUUCGUCUACAAGCGCAUCAAGAAGGAUCCUUACGGUGUCAUCUUCCAGAAUGGGGAAGAAGACCUCCCCGCCUCCUAGGGGACACGCAAGACUUCCCAGCAGUGCGUCCAAAGGGGGCUUGGGGACCCGGCCUCUGUGCUGGAGAGGCAGUCCCCUCCUUGGGGACCCCUCGGGUCAGUGACCGAGCCAUCCACAGGCCGACCUGGCCACGGGCACCUUUAGCUGUGUUGCCCACGCAAGGUAGCUGAGCUUCCAGAAACAGUAGGAUCCGUCCGUCUGAGAUGGAGAUUUGCAUCUGAUGGUUCAAAGGUCCUGAGAUUGUUGGCCACCUACCCCCGGCCAAGUUCUAGGUUGGCUCCAGUGUAUGUGUGUGUGUGUGCUGAGUGAACACUGAAGGUACAAGCCCUCCUCCUGAGUUCAGUGGCCGGCGUUUGACAAGACUGUCUGAUGCAGUGCGUCAAAGACCCUGUCAGUUCUGUGGAUGCCUCCGUCCAUCCUCCCUUCUUUCUUUCUUUCUUUCUUUCUUUCUUUUUUUUUUUACAAAGAACCUUUGUGUUUUUAUAUAUUUCAUAGAAAAUUUUAUAGCAGUUGCAGGUAAACUGUCAGGAUGGGUUUUUAAACUAUUUUUAUAACGUUAAGAUAUUCUAUAAUUAUGCAUGUGAUUUUUAACAUUUAAUAUGCAAAACAAAAUCUCUUGCUGGAUUUGAGAGUAUUGCAUUUUAAAAGUCUCUCUUCUGUAACUGGAUGUUGCGGCAACUUUGUGGGGAGAGACGGCUGGGUUUCUUAAAGCCACGUAUUACUGACACUGGCCACAGAAUGCCUUUGGAAAUCUGAUGUACUGUUAUUGCCUUGUUCCUGCUCAGUGAUGUUGCGCUGUUUUGUGUUUGAACCGAGCGAUGCUGCGGAUCAGGAGAGAAAUGAAUGUAGAGAGAGGCCGAGAGAGAAAUACAGACUCUAACGGGGGAUUAAGGAGGGUAGUCUGCUGGUUCAGGCUCCUCGAAGGAAGUGGAGAAAGGGGGUAGAAGGAACCACCUCUGCUGAAAAUACUGUAAAUACACAGUGAGAGUUGCAAAGUCAGUCCCGUGUUAUUUGCUUCUGGAAUCCAUUUCAAAAACCCCAGGAGGGAAAAAAAAAUAAUAAGAACAACAUUUUUAUCCUUUUCUACAGAAAUCAAAAUGAAUAGCAUCCAAUUAUUUGGGGCAGAAAUCACAUAAUGUAUGAUGUGACUUUGAGUGAAAUAAAUGCCAUUUGGAAAGGAGUUUGCAGACGCUCCCCCAAAAGCCCAUCUCUGUGUGGUAAGAAUGUGUGAUGAGGUUAAAUUUCUGUUUCAUGAAACCUGUUUGGGGAUUCACAAGGGAUAAGGGUCUCAUAUCAGUGUAACACAGGUAGUUACAAAAAUACGUUCUCGUACUGUGUAAAGAUGCAUAGUCAUCUAAUUUGGUUGGCUUUGUACCUUAGACCUUUUUUUAAGCUUUUGCUGUACAUCUGGACCCCUCAGCACAUACUGUGUUGUCCUUCCUUUUGUAAAUGAUUUUUUAAGUGGAAUUUUGCACAUAAUACAUUGUAAUACUGAAUGAUGA
Messenger RNA from Sus scrofa (pig), 4245 nucleotides. Lineage: Eukaryota; Metazoa; Chordata; Mammalia; Artiodactyla; Suidae. The record is from RefSeq and is a predicted model, not a curated record.